CACUUUUUCUCUCCUAUGCCCCUCUCUCUCUCUCUCUCUCUCUCUGCUCUUUUUCUUAUCUGCUCUCUCUAAUUCUCUUCACUAUAUAAUCACUUCUCUUAGAUUCAAUCUUUCUCCAAUCAUACAAACCCCUUGGGUUUGUUUUUCUGUUGGGUUGGGUUUGGUUGGAGGGUUUAUGAGCGAUCAUGGGUAUCAAGCUUUUCAGUCUACAAAGGGCCCCGUGGACCUGUUUUCAGCUUAUGACCAACCACGUCGCGUGCGGCCAAAUCCAGCCAGAGCCACCGGCUGCGGCGAGGACAAUCAAGCUAAUCGAUUCAAACGGGUCGGUCAAGAUCUACACCCGACCCAUUCCAGCGUCGGAGCUUAUGAUCCAGUUCCCUACACACUUAAUUUGCCGCUCUGACUCGUUCUACGUCGGUCAAAAAAUACCGGCUCUAGCCGAGUCUGACCUGCUCCAACUCGGUCACAACUACUUUCUUCUCCCCACCCAAUUCUUCCAGUCCGUGUUGUCUUUCGUCAACAUUGCCGCCUUCGCUUCUGCUAAGACGACUCCGCAUCAGCCUUUCCGAAACGCGUUGAUGAAAAAGGCCGCGACUUGUAGACCGUUCGAUAUACAGAAAUCGCCUUCCGGGUGUUUGAGAAUACGCGUGACUGACGAGUUUAUAUCGCAAUUGAUGGAGGAAGGGAAUGUGGUGGAGAAUGGCGAUGUUUGUGAAGAAGAAGAAGAGACGACGACGAAGAAUGGAGUGUGUAGUACUCCACAGUUGAAGAAGGAUUAUAAGCAGCUUGUUCGUUCUCGGCAAUGGAGGCCGAAGCUUGAGACGAUCAGAGAGAACAAGGAGAAGAGAAAGUUGUCGUCUUUUGGGAUGAAGAGAAGGAAGAAAUCACAAGCCAAAAUCAGUCAGAAGACCCAACAACAGAGAUCAGAACAUCACGUAACAUCUGGUAGUAGUAAAACAUGUAAAGACGCCUCUUUGAAGGGCAAAAUCAAGAUUAUUAGAUCAAAGAAGCAGUGAAAUGGAAAUCAAACUUUCUUUUUCUCUCUUGUUUGUUGUUCUUGUUCAUAAUUUGAACAUGAUUGUACUCUGUAAACUGGUCAUAGUUAAUCUUGAUGAAUACAGAAAUGAAUAUAUCAAACACUUUCAUGGCAUCA
Tripterygium wilfordii is the source of this 1153-nucleotide messenger RNA. RefSeq lists its product as uncharacterized. NCBI's taxonomy places the organism in Eukaryota, Viridiplantae, Streptophyta, Magnoliopsida, Celastrales, Celastraceae. The transcript has a single exon. Bases 186 to 1016 code for a protein of 276 amino acids. The record is from RefSeq and is a predicted model, not a curated record.